Molecule: messenger RNA, 1050 nt
Organism: Penicillium canariense
Lineage: Eukaryota; Fungi; Ascomycota; Eurotiomycetes; Eurotiales; Aspergillaceae
Exons: 3
Coding region: 1-1050 (349 amino acids)
Source: RefSeq, a predicted model, not a curated record
AUGUCCGAGGCUCUUCCUGAAAUGCAGUACCGCCAUCUUGGCCGCACGGGUCUGAAGGUGUCCGUCAUCUCGCUGGGGAGCUGGCUCACCUACGGCGGUCAUGUCGGAAAUGAAACUGCUUUCGACUGUGUGAAGGCUGCAUAUGAUGCUGGCGUGAACUUUUUCGACACGGCUGAGGUGUACUCCGACGGGCAAUCGGAGAUUGUGCUCGGCGAGGCCAUCAAAAAGUUUGGUUGGAAGCAGAAUGACUUGGUGAUUUCCACCAAGAUCUACUGGGGCAAAGCCAACAGCGCCAACCCAGGCAGGCCUCUCAAUAACAACGGCCUCUCAAGAAAGCACGUCAUUGAGGGCAUGAACCUGUCCCUCCAGCGCCUGGAUCUGCCCUAUGUGGACAUUGUCUACGCGCACCGCCCAGAUCGGGAUACCCCGAUGGAGGAGAUCGUGCGCGGCUUCAACUAUCUGAUCAACACGGGCAAGGCGUUCUACUGGGGUACAUCGGAGUGGUCCGCCAGCGAAAUCGCGGAUGCCUGGCGUAUCGCGGAUCGACUGGGUCUCGUCGGCCCAGUCGUAGAACAGCCACAGUAUAAUCUACUCGUGCGCGAGCGCGUGGAGAAGGAAUAUCGCUGGCUGUAUGAGGCGCAUGGGCUGGGUCUGACGGUGUGGUCUCCUCUCAAGGGUGGGGUCUUGACGGGAAAGUACAAUGAUACUGCUGCCCCGCCGGCGGGAUCGCGCCUGGCCGAGUCUGAGGAUGGGUAUGUGAAGGGUCUGCGCAAGACGGUGGGUGACGAUACCUGGACACAACAGUUGAAGCAGGUUGCUGCGUUGAAGCCCAUUGCCGAGGAGCUCGGCGUCACCACGGCGCAGCUGUCCUUGGCGUGGAUUUUGAAGAACCCCCAUAUCUCGUCCAUGAUCACGGGCGCAUCACGGCCCGAGCAGGUGCGCGAGAACGUGCGCGCGCUGGCCGUGGUAGACAAGUUGACCGAUGCAAUUAUCGAAAAGAUUGAGGCUGCCAUCGGCAAUCAGCCUGUUGAGGAGGUGAGGAGAUUCUAG